Molecule: messenger RNA, 2184 nt
Organism: Leishmania major strain Friedlin
Lineage: Eukaryota; Euglenozoa; Kinetoplastea; Trypanosomatida; Trypanosomatidae
Exons: 1
Coding region: 1-2184 (727 amino acids)
Source: RefSeq, a predicted model, not a curated record
AUGACAGAUCUGUCGGACCGGCAGUGGCGGGCGCUGGCGCAGGCUUACCCCUUUUACCUUGCCGGCGAAGUGGGUGUCGGAGGCCUUGCUAGUGACCGUUCGCCGGAUCGCCAAGCUGGUCUGACUGAAAGCGAGCUUGCGGCUACGUCGCUGUCGUCGAGUGACGAGUUUGUGCAGUAUGUUGUGCCACGAGUAGCGAAGGCUUUUUCCGAGGAGCUGCAGGCCUACGAACGGGCCAGCGGCUGUGGCGGCCAACCAGCCCAUCCCAACGGUGACAGAGUUUGUUGCGCGUCGUCUCGGUCCGCAGCAGAGGCUGUGGAUGCCCUGCUCGUGUACUUGUUUGACUGCACCACCUCGGCGCUCUCGCGAGGCUCAUCAACGAAGCAGCGCAGACCCGUCGCGUCCGCAUGCUUUGCGUCGCUCAUCACGCCCCUCUCACGCCGCGAGCAACAGCUGUUGGGCCUCUACCACCGUAAGCAAGAGCAGUACACCUACGUAUUGAGCACUCAGCAACAACUGCUUGCGGCGUCCCAGCUCGCCGUGCAGGCGUUGCAGGAAGUGAGCAGUUCCAUCCUUUCAUACGCGCAAAGAGGCGCGGGUGCGUCGCAGCGGGGAGCGGGGGAGAGCCUGGCCGCCUCCACUCGUGGGAGCGUUGUUUUUCCUGGCGACCAGAAGUUAUCGGUAUGGUCACCGCUGACGCGCGCAACGGCCAGUGGCGAUGGCAACUCUGCCGGUGCGGUACAAGCCGCGUCCUCAUCAUGUGCCCCGACUGCGAGUGGCGCGAACAGCUGUGAUGCCAGUCGUGCCUUUACGAGCGCGCUAGCCAACGUUCCGUACGAGAGCCACCCACGAGAGACGCCGGCAGCGGCGUGUGUGUCAGUGGAUGGCUCAUCCGUAGUCAGCACUUGGCGAGACUCCCCUUUACUUCACGCCUGCGCCGAUACCGCACCGCUGCUAAUCGCCAUGAGCCGCUGUGCCGGCUGCCACGAGGCGGGCGGUGAUCUGCUCAUCUGCACUCAAUGUGAGGAGAUGCGCCACGAAGCCUGUGGCGGGCCGCACCCGCCAGAGCCCGGAAUGGCCGGGAAGAGGGUGUCCACUAUGAGCGUCUGCAAGCGGUGCGCGAACGCGCUGAACUUGUCCAGCAGCUCGUCGAGCCUUCGCAGCACCACCUCCUCUAGCGAGCGAGCGGAGCUGGACAAGUACUUCAGCUCUGACGACGACGUCAGCAGCCUCUCCGGAUUCAUCGUGAACACCAGCGAUGAUGAUGAGGCAGAGGAGGACGACCAGAGCGCUGAGGACGACGGUAGCAGCGAUGUGAAACGAGCCAAGGGCACUGAGAAAGGUGAGAAGCGGCAGAGGCAGCAUCAGUCAAGGGGCGCGUCGGCACCACCGCGGAAAGGCCAGCACGCCAACAAGAACAGGAAGCAGAGGUCUGCCGCAGGUGCCACAGACGCAGCGUCCGAUGUGUCGUCGGCGUCUUCAGCCGCCUCGGGGUCAUCAUCGCGGAUUUGGAGCCGCUCUGCGUCGCUCGACCGCGCCCUCGCAAUGGCUGCAAAGAGAAGGAGCAAGAAGCACGACUCAGCCAAUAAAGUGCACGCUGUUGAUAACGAAAGUGUUGCUGGGGCUUCGGCACCGCGGAAUGAGGGUCACGAGGGGCAGCGACGGAAGCGACGCCGCGCGCGCCACGAGGAUGAGGAGAGUGGACGCCGUCUGCACAAGCGGAAGCGCCCUGCUGCUGAGGCCAGUGAUGCCUCUUCACUGACGUCGAGCACGUCCUCGGGGUCGUCAUCGUUGUCGACCAAGAAGGUGCGGCUGCUGAGGCAACCGAAAAAAAAGGCGUCUUCACAACACCAGAGCAACGCCCAGGUGCCACCGUCACCGCCGCGGCAGGAAGACGCGAGGCGGGUGCCCACGUGUGCGAGUAAGGAGGGCACGACGCACUCGCCUGUAGACCGCCGCCGAGCAGAGCCGCCGUCGGCUCAGUCGCGUCAUUUAGCGGUUCUGGAAGAUGAGGAAGAGCUCAGCGCGCUCGGCAUCGCUUCAUCUUCUGCAUCCGGGAUGCCGCCGCCACCGCCACCGUCGUCGUCGAAGCGGCGCCAAAGCUGCAGUGCUAACCGAAGUGGUGGCCGCAAACGCCUCAUGAACGCUGCUUCGUCUUCGUCCUCUAGCGACGACAGCAACUGA